UUAUUUUAGGACUCUUUCAGAGUUUGGAGCCUCUUCCAAUGGGUGGGCCAGACUUUGGUGCCUUGGGAGAGGAAGCUGAACUGGUUGAAGUUGAACCUGAGGCCAAGCAGGAAAUUCUCGAAAACAAAGAUGUGGUGGUUCAGCAUGUGCACUUUGAUGGACUUGGAAGGACCAAAGAUGACAUUAUCAUGUAUGAAAUAUCUGAUGUUUUCAAGGCUAAAAAUCUCAUUGAUGUGAUGAGAAAAUCACAUGAAGCCCGUGAAAAGUUGCUUCGUCUAGGAAUCUUUAGACAGGUAGAGGUUCUGAUUGAUACCUGUCAAGGAGAUGAUGCCCUCCCAAAUGGUUUAGAUGUAACCUUUGAGGUAACAGAAUUGAGAAGACUAACUGGGAGCUAUAAUACUAUGGUUGGCAACAAUGAAGGCAGUAUGGUACUUGGGCUCAAGUUCCCAAAUCUCUUUGGACGUGCAGAAAAGGUAACCUUCCAGUUCUCCUACGGAACAAAGGAAACUUCAUAUGGCCUGUCAUUCUUCAAACCACAGCCUGGAAACUUUGAAAGAAAUUUUUCAGUUAACGUGUAUAAAGUAACUGGGCAGUUCCCUUGGAGCUCUCUUCGUGAAACUGAUAGAGGAAUAUCGACAGAAUUUAAUUUUCCAAUCUGGAAGACCAAUCACACACUGAAGUGGGAGGGUGUGUGGAGAGAGCUGGGCUGCCUUGCCAGAACAGCAUCCUUUUCCGUUCGAGAAGAAAGUGGACACUCUCUUAAAUCUUCUCUCUCUCAUGCUAUGGUAAUUGAUUCCCGGAACUCUUCAAUCUUGCCAAGACGGGGUGCUUUGCUAAAAAUUAAUCAGGAGUUGGCUGGCUAUACAGGUGGAGACGUGAGCUUUCUAAAAGAGGAUUUUGAAUUUCAGUGGAAUAAGCAACUUAUCUGGGAUUCGGUUUUUUCAGCAUCGCUUUGGGGUGGAAUGCUAGUACCUAUUGGAGACAAGCCAUCCAGUAUAGCUGAUAGGUUUUAUCUUGGUGGACCAACAAGUGUGCGCGGAUUCAGUAUGUACAGCAUUGGACCCCAGAGUGAAGGUGAUUACUUGGGAGGAGAAGCCUACUGGGCUGGAGGCUUACAUCUGUACACCCCUCUCCCUUUCCGGCCAGGCCGGGGAGGGUUUGGAGACCUUUUCCGAACACAUUUCUUCCUUAAUGCUGGAAAUCUCUGCAAUCUUAACUACGGUGAUGGUCCCAGAGCUCACCUGCAGAAGUUGGCAGAGUAUAUCCGAUGGUCUUACGGUGCCGGAAUAGUGCUCCGACUUGGAAACAUUGCUCGAUUAGAACUUAACUACUGUUUCCCCAUGGGAGUACAGACUGGUGACAGGAUAUGUGAUGGUGUUCAGUUUGGAGCAGGAAUCAGAUUUCUAUAAUACAGAAACAUUUUACAUCAGCAUACGAAAUUGUGCUCUGGAAUUGAAAUCAAGACUGUAAUAUAGGUCAAUAUGGUCUAACUUUUUUCUUGAAAUACGGAUACACUUCUGAGUGAUUUACCUCUCAGAUUCCACAAGAAACUACAUUAAAGAAUUAUGCUCUGAAGGUUCAUUGUACCACUGAUUCUUUUCGAAGAUGGGAGAGUGUUUGUAGGAAGCUAACUGUUUUAACUUACAGCUUUUAGUUAUUAGUUGUUUAUUAGAGAGUUGUGUCAGAAAUUGGCUCUUGGAUACGGUUCACAUGAUUACAGUUGUCAUUGGCCUGCACAGCCAUUGCUCUUCCAACCACAAGCCUCAGAAGUAUCGGGUUGACCAAAUGUGAGUCUGGCUGGAGUGGAAAUGUAAUGGGGACAGUUUUUCUCCAUCAGCAACUCCCGUGAGCAAAUGACCCUGAAAAAAAUACAUUAUGCAUCAAAAAUUAUUUUAUACAGAUGUUUGUAAGUGAACCAAAAUGUUCUGAUUCAAAUAGAUUUCACUAUUGUAAAAUCAUCUAUAUUUAAAUGCCUCCUACAGGCUGAACUGAAUACUGUAAAAGUUCAAGUCAGCUGUUUAGCAUAGUAAAUACUAAAAUUCAAGAAAAACUUUGAAAGGUUCAGGGUUCUCAACUCUGAGGUAGUUUUGAGUGGUUUAGUGCUCUUAGUGAAGCCAUUGAUUUGGGUCUUGCAAACAUCUUUUUGUAGCCGUUGCAAAAGGGACACCUAGACCUGAUCAUGUGAUACUAUCUUGUUCGCUUUUGUGUGUGAGGCAUGCCUCUCUACUGACUUCUUUGGAUGCUAAUUUCAGUUAAAAGUCACCUCCUGCUUUAUCACUUGACAUAUAUUCCAGUUUUUAUUAGGUUGGACUGAUUCACAGGUUUAGUUCUGACAGCUCAUCUUUGAGAUAGCUACAUACU
Molecule: messenger RNA, 2361 nt
Organism: Egretta garzetta (little egret)
Lineage: Eukaryota; Metazoa; Chordata; Aves; Pelecaniformes; Ardeidae
Gene: SAMM50
Product: SAMM50 sorting and assembly machinery component
Exons: 15
Coding region: 39-1409 (456 amino acids)
Biological process (GO): mitochondrial respiratory chain complex assembly; protein insertion into mitochondrial outer membrane
Cellular component (GO): SAM complex; outer membrane
Source: RefSeq, a predicted model, not a curated record